Messenger RNA from Cimex lectularius (bed bug), 2169 nucleotides. RefSeq names its product zinc finger protein 845-like. The record is from RefSeq and is a predicted model, not a curated record. The coding region runs from base 151 to 2067 and encodes 638 amino acids. The transcript is spliced from 9 exons. Gene Ontology annotation, biological process: regulation of transcription by RNA polymerase II. Gene Ontology annotation, molecular function: DNA-binding transcription factor activity, RNA polymerase II-specific; RNA polymerase II transcription regulatory region sequence-specific DNA binding. Gene Ontology annotation, cellular component: nucleus. NCBI's taxonomy places the organism in Eukaryota, Metazoa, Arthropoda, Insecta, Hemiptera, Cimicidae.
GAAAGACGCCCGUCCAAUAACGUCUCUUUAUCAUCAUCUUUAUCAUCAUCAGAGGCUGUAAGUAAACAAAUGUGCGGAAGAGGGUCCUGGAAAGGGCCGAGGGAAAUGCGGCCGACGCCAAUCCCGACUGGGAUCCUCUGAGGCAGGGCCAUGGAUACCGAGGAAUUACAGAUUAAGUGCCAAGAGCCGCUAUUAUGGAAUGGCCUUGAAACGCAGACCGGUACGAGGGAUGAAGGCAUCCUCCGUCAGGCGCUUCUCUCACCUGAGAAAGAAGGCCAGAAGGACGGCACAGAGGUGAGGGUGCGGAUCGAACAGUUGGACACCAUGAAGAAACGCCUCGAAGAGAGAGCGUUUUUCGACAGCGAAGUCACAAUUGAAGCCAACGGCGGGUUGGUGCCGGAAGGCAGCGAAUACACUGUGCACCUCCUGUCUCAGAUUUCUUCUUCGAUACUGCCGACGAUGAGUUCCAGCCAGGUCUCGUCCGUUUUAUCCGCCCUCGAGCCUCAUGCCAGUUUCGAGCCAAAGAAUAUCAUCCCGAGGGAGAAAUCGCCAGGGCAGGUGCUUUCUGAAUUUUUAAAACUCGACAGGCUUUACGACAAAGAAGAAAAGGACAGGAAAAACAAACCUGUAGAAUGCGUCCAGAUGCAAGUGAACAAGAUUUCUUGGUUUAAAUGUCCAGCCUGUGCAUUCCUGUCUUUGAGGCAGGAAAGCGUCCUGUGCCAUUAUCGCGAGGCUCAUGAUGGGGCGGAUUUUCGUGUAGAGCUGAAGUGCAUCGGCUGCGCUCUUGAGUUCAAAUCGGCCCAGGCGCUCACUUCCCAUUUCAUAUUUGACCACCAUACACCUCCAGGUGAGGCUCACGACCUUUUAAAGAUGACAGUAGAAGUGAAUAAAAUUUGGGAAGAGGAAGAGAAAACUAAAGUUUUAGAUGAAGAGCGUGAGAGAGAAUGUGAUAAAAUACUCAAAGAAAAUGGCGAUGAUAAGUUAGAAGUCGAGUCCAAAUGCGAAAAGUUGCCAAGCUCAAAAGCUGAAAAAACGCUCAAGUGCGGAAUCGACCGGUGCUCGGUGAGAUUUGCGUCCUUUGAGAAUCUCCGUUAUCAUCGUUCAUGCCAUCUCGGCGGUUCGGCUUGGAAGUGUCCGGAAUGCUCGACUGUCUUUCAGAGCUGGUCGAACCUCGCCAACCAUGCCUGGAAGGCACACGCAAUCGACCUCGAGCUUUACGCCUGUGGCGAAUGCUCUUACAAGACGGACAGCAUGUCCAAGCUGUUAAACCUCCACAAGCGGAUCCACGGCGAAGAAAGACCGUUUGGGUGUGAAACAUGUGAUAAACAUUUCAAAACCAAAAAACAACUUCGAAAUCACAAGGUCAUUCACAAAAACAAGACGGUACAGAGGUUAACACUCAACUGCAGUCUUUGCAGUCGAACAUUCCGAGACCCAAAAAUGCUCAACAACCAUAUGGAUUCCGUACAUAAAGGAUUGAGACCGUUUUUGUGCAGCACGUGUGGCUAUACGGCAGCGAGUCGCAGUUCGCUCCGUAUGCACGCGAGAGCCCACUCAGGCGAAAAGCCGUACAAAUGUGUAGAUUGCGACUAUGCCACAUCUGAUCACAACUCUUUACGAAGGCAUAGAAUGCGCCAUACGGGGGAUAAACAUUAUAAAUGUCCGCAUUGCCCGUAUGCCUGUAUACAAUCAACUACUUAUAAAGCACAUCUUUAUAAUAAACAUCCAGGUAAAGAUGAAGGUCUUAUGUUUUCGUGCAGCCUUUGCCCUUUUAAAACAGUUAAUAAAGAGAACUUCUUGACUCACACUUCCUACCACGCCGUAAGAGUCGACGUUGGCAAACAAGAGGCAAAAACGCCGACCAUAUCCGAAAUUGAGUUCAGCUUACAUGACUUCGUGAAAAAUUCCAGCCCCGACCAGCAGAGCGUGAAAAACGCGAAUCACAUCGAAGACGAGGAAACGCCGAGCGGGACGCACUUCCUCUCACCCAGGGUGAAGAUAGUCAAAUCUGAGGUGCUUCUCAACGACCGCAUGCUUUCCGAAUCAAGAGUCCCUGGUGAGGACUGAACCCAAACCUCUUAUUUUUUGUACAUAUUCGCUUUAUUUAUUAUUUGUACAUAAAGGACUGACAACAAACUGAUCGUCUAUAAAAAAAAUAUGUGUCUUCCA